Messenger RNA from Desarmillaria tabescens, 4470 nucleotides. RefSeq lists its product as uncharacterized. Gene Ontology annotation, molecular function: guanyl-nucleotide exchange factor activity. Lineage: Eukaryota; Fungi; Basidiomycota; Agaricomycetes; Agaricales; Physalacriaceae. The transcript has 13 exons. Gene Ontology annotation, cellular component: cytoplasm. The record is from RefSeq and is a predicted model, not a curated record. The coding region runs from base 1 to 4470 and encodes 1489 amino acids. Gene Ontology annotation, biological process: intracellular signal transduction.
AUGGAUCCGACGGCAGAAAAAGGAAAUAACUCGGCGACAAGCGAACACUGGCACCGUCUACCGCCUCCACUGGUCCCAUCUGCCGAGCUAACGGACGCGACAGCGCGGAUACUUAAACUGGACAAACCGCUGCCACCGAUGCCCUUGGAAGGGCAGAAAGAGGAAACGUUCCGAAGGUCAUGGAUGGAAACGGAUAGAGAAGACGAGACCGGCAAACGAGAUAUUGACCCUGACUAUAUUCGUGCACCAUCGUCGACCGCAGUCUCUUCACCAUCGUUGAGCUCGAGCUCAAAUACCUAUGUUCGUCGCGCUCAAACUGCUUCCUCUCCUAUCGAGCCGGACUGGUCCCCGAAUCUCCGUUCAAAUAUCUCACAAUCUACUAAUCUUUCAGAAUCAAUAGUAUCUCUUAAUUCCCCAGCAUCUCCCAACUUUUCUGGUCAAUCUUUUCACCAACAUCUCACUCGUUCUGUCUCCGACGGAGAGCCCUCAUUCACUUCGGAUUCCGGUCGUUCGCGCUCUUCAAAGUCCUUGUUUCUACCAGAUCCUUCACAUUUCCCCGACCCGUAUCCGUUUCGCCCACCCCAUCACCAUUUCGUCUCUCCACCCCCAGGCCUUUCUGAUUCUUCUUCGUCAACCCGAUCAUCGGGCUACACGAGUUCAGGAAGUACAUUGCUCUCAGGUGAUUUCGUUCACGUCGCGUCAGGGGACGAUGAAAGUGCCGCGGGAAGAAUUAUAUCUGAUUCUGUCGUGCAGCUGCUGGGCAGCGAUGUGGUUCUAUCUGCAGCUUCGCCAGGAAUGCAUCCCCGCGUCCCUGUAGCACAUGCAGAGCGCUCAACAAGAUGGUCCGAGGGCAGUUUUAGAUCCCGUUCCUCCUCUGUUGGCAACAACAUUCCCACCCACAACCACGACCAUUUUGUUCCCAGGUUGCAUGAGAAGCCUAGUUACGACAUGGGAUGGCAUACCGUCGACGAAAGGGACGAAAUGGGCAUGAGUGAGGAAGAUACGGAUGAUGAUCAGGCCCUUGACGACGAGUAUGACGAAGAUGACAAGGAAGAAAGGACGUCGGCUGCUGUAAUUGCUGACGAAGGUCGUGGGUUAAUUGUUCAUGGCGAUAACGUCCCUCUCGCGCAGUUAUCGGUCCAACCAGGGACUACCCAUCUUCUCGUUGGGUCAUCUGGUAAUCCGAACGCUAUGCCUGCUUUCCUGACGAACAAUAUCCCCCAAAUCUACAACACCCUUUUGGCCCUGGAUAUCUCAGCCAACUUCCUCGGUGCUCUGCCUCCAGUUCUUGCGCUAUGUGCUAAUUUGGAAGAGCUCAAUAUUGCAUCCAAUCCACUACGCGUUUUACCGGUCUUUCUAGCGGAUUUGUUAAAUCUUCGAGUCCUCAUCGCCGAUUCGACUGGCAUAAGUACCCUCCCAGAACCACUCGGGGAUCUCGAUAAAUUGCACACCAUCAGCGUCCGCAGAAAUAAGAUGCACGCACUUCCCAGUUGGCUUUGUCUGUUGCCAGCAUUGCAGACUCUCUGUGUCGACGGAAACCCUUUCCAAGGUCCAUGGAAAGCACUCGUAGAACCGUUGCUGGCAAAGACCCCAACGACGCCCGUAUACCCACUUUCUACCCCGGUGUUCCCAUUAUCUUCAGCCAGUACCCAGAGUGGUACCGAAACGGACGGCACGGACGGUGACGACUUCUCCGGUUCACCCAGCGCAGUCUCGCCUGCACCUGCACCAUUCAAUUUACCUCUGGAGGAAGAAGAACAGACGAUUACUCCUGCUAAAGGACCCUUCUUGGUCCAUGCCAACUCUGCCUCCUUGCCAUCCAUCUCGGGUGAUUCUCAGCGGCCUUUGGUGAGAACGCGGACAACACCCAAUCGUUCUUUUCACAGCCAAAAUCGAGCCAGAAGUACAGGUCCCGCAUUGGAAGAAUCUCCGGGUGCUGAGCUGCUUGAACAGUCAGAUGAUGCAGGGUACUUUGGUGAUCAUGAAAUACGGAAGAUGAAAAGCCUACCAUUGACUCAUUACGCUACAUCGGUAUCGAGUAACAACCUCUUGGCGAAGCCCGGCCCUUCCGACCGUCCUAUUACGAAGCGCUUUGCCAGUCUUGGAGCCUCAACAACCCUAGGAAGUCCCCCACGCAGCGCGUCGAAUGGCUCAAGACCCGCUCUUACUGCCUCACUCUGGGACAAUAUUUCAGAGGACGAUGACCAACCUUAUGACUCACAUAAUCGGGUGUCUUUUGUCCCGGAUAGCACGUCAUCACCCAAACUCGCAAACGACGACCUGAAUGGUAAAGCCACCGUUAGACCGCGUCCUCCUAAAGAUAGCAAAGAGAAAGGGAGUCGAUGGGGGUUCUUGAAGAAAAUGUCGAUGGGGAAAAUGAAGAUCGAUUCUCCAUCACGUCCCUUCACCGCACAUUCCAGUUCCGGAGUAACGCCUAGACCUUCCAACGGCAUGCAACCCUUGUUCCAUCGCACGAGCAAAUCCCCUCAAAUUGACGUGCGGUUUUCAACGACAGGAAACUUGGAUGCUUUCACCCCUCCGUCUAUAUCGACGUCCGCCCCGUCUUCUGAACCUCCCGCCCACGAAUUACCGUCAACGAACAAAUUAGCACCCCCUUCUCUGGCGUCCUCGUCUACCCUUCUAGCGCCACCUUCCCCCGCCCCACGAUCUAGCAAGCGCCGAAGCUUCCUCCCAUUUGACACUCCAAUCUCCCUCACUAUCCCAGAGCCGUCAUCAUUCAUUCCCGGCGUGACAGCCACAAACGACGACGAUCCGGAAACACGGAUAAGGUCCCCCAGUCCUGUCAUCGAUCACGAGAAGCUUCUGCGGCGCGAAGAAGAAAGGGCACGGGAGGCGUACAUGAGGGCUCUUCGUUCAGUCAUGGCGUAUCUGAAAGACAUGAAUGAUCUGGGAACCGUACAACAACCUAUGGCAACGAAUAUCCCUGGUUCUGAAGAAACCAUUCCUCGGUCACGACGCCCUACUAUUGUGGAAAAUGGCCGGGAAGUUUCGAUGGCGCUAAGUGGAACCACAGUUGUCUCAUCAGAUUCGGGCCAACUACGGUCAAGCGAAUCGAUAGCAGGGAUGCGAAGUGGGGGUGCGGCACAGACGCUCAGCGUCGCAACAACAGAUAGUGGGUCAUCCGAAGAACGUGUGUAUAAGGAUGACAAGGGCAAACGAGCAAUGGUCAUUCGUGAAAUCGUCGCCACGGAACGGACAGAACUCAUGGAUAUCUACAUCAAGCCGGGUUGUGCCCCUGUCAAUAUGCUUACUGGCGGCUCCAGUAAGGAAACGGUCGUUCCUCCAUCAGAGCGAAAAGUCGUUUUCAACGGGGUGGACGCACUAUUCUCCUUCCACAAAGAGAGUUUUCUACCGUCACUAGAAGUCGCAGCAGCGCCACUCAUGAAGCCCAAAGCAGAUCAAGACGCAGACGCUGAUGGACAACUCUCAUUGAAUGUAGCUAAGGCUGUUGGUAAUAUUUUCGUCAAGCACGCUGCCUUCAUGAAAAUGUAUUCAAGUUAUAUCAACAACUUUGACCAUUCCGUACAGCGUGUCAAGUAUUGGACAUCAGAUCGUAACACGUCUGGGAGCUCCAGUCCAGGGUCGACAAUGUCACCAUCGUCAAGUACAGCCCAACUUGUUGGUCUUGGCUUGACAAUGUCUGCCGUUUCAUCGCCGAUUGUCGUCGAAAGUAGCUCGGGUCCAGCCGGAUUGCCAAAUCUCUCUAGUGGCCAACGGAAGCGGAUACGCACUUAUCUGAAGAGAUGUCGGAUGAGUCCACGACACUCGCAGCUGAACCUAGAAGGAUAUCUUCUCCUCCCAGUACAACGCAUACCUCGGUAUCGGUUGCUUUUGGAAGAAUUACUUCGAAGCACACCGCCUAGCUAUGAUUUCAUGGAAGAUCCUCUGGAUCGCGCCUUAUCCGAAAUCUCACUUUUGGCUAAUAACAUGAAUGAAGGCAAACGCGAGUCCGAGUCAAGACGAAAGUUGGUACAAUGGCAGGCAAGAAUACGAGGCAAAUUUCCCAGUCCGUUGGUACAACCGCAUCGGCGGCUUAUAAUGGACGGUCCGCUAUUAUUGACACGGGUUGUACGGAAAGCCGUCGUGUCCUUCGAAGCCAUAAAUUCGCAAGGAGACGCCUCUACCGUUCAAGUUGACUGCUUAGCGCCCGAAUUAACUCCCCGGCCUCUUGUCGGCAUCCUCUGUAACGAUCUCUUGGUUCUCUGUCGAGAUCCUUCCGAUGGACAAGACCCUUCGUCUUCUGUUGAUCUUUGGGCAGUCCUAAGGAUGCAAACAUUGCCGCAACCUGCCAGUAUUGUUCACGGAAACGGUUGGUCCUUCCAUCUGCAACCUUGUGCCCUCCGGCUGGUGGAUAACAAAGCGAUACUGUACUUUGACGCCCCAUCCUCGUCCGAUGCCUUGAACUGGUAUCGAGCGAUUAACCUCCAUAUCCCCGCCUCCAAAACAUAG